CAUUCACCAUUUAUAAAACAGCAUCCAAAUAUCUGCUAUAAUUUGUCUCCAUCUCAACAUUUCGUAAACGAGCUAGGUUCUUCAUUUGUCCUAUACCUUUGAAAUUUUCUCUUCUUUUGCCAUCAUAACCCCCUCACACACACUCACACACUUCACACCGCAUCCAACAUGGAAAACAUCAAGCACAGUAAUGUGGAAGUGAAAGGACUAAAGCUUCAUGUAGCUGAAAUUGGAUCUGGUGAAAAGGUUGUUGUUUUCUUACAUGGAUUUCCAGAAAUAUGGUAUACAUGGAGACACCAAAUGAUUGCGGUUGCCAAUGCUGGAUACCGUGCUAUUGCCUUUGAUUUUAGAGGCUAUGGACUUUCUGAUCAUCCACAAGAGCCAGAAAAAGCAACUUCGAUGGACCUUGUUCAUGAAGUCAAGGAUCUUUUAGAUUCAUUGGAAAUCAGCAAGGCUUUCAUUAUUGGUCAGGACUUUGGUGCCAUCAUAGCAUAUCUUGUAGCGGUUGUCUAUCCGGAAAAAAUAGCUUCUGUCAUAACUUUAGGCAUUCCUUUCAUCAAUCCUGGUGCUUCUGCUGUCAAAAACGACCUUCUCCCAAAAGGCUUUUACAUUACUAGGUGGCAGGAGCCUGGGAGGGCAGAAGCAGAUUUUGGCCGAUUCGAUGUUAAGUCGGUUAUAAGGAACAUCUAUAUUCUGUUCUCUAAAAGUGAGGUGCCAGUAGCAGGUGAUGAUCAAGAAAUAAUGGACUUGUUUAACCCAUCAACUCCUCUCCCGCCAUGGUUCUCUGAGGAAGACUUGAACGUUUACGCAUCUUUAUACGAAAAAUCUGGCUUCAGAUUUGCGUUGCAGGUUCCAUACAGAUCUCUGACAGUGGAAAGUGGCCUAAUUGAUCCUAAAGUCAACGUUCCUGCAUUGUUGGUAAUGGGUGAGGAAGACUAUUGCUUCAAGUUUCCUGGCAUGGAAGAGUACAUUCGAAGUGGGGUGGUGAAACAUUUUGUGCCGGACUUGGAAAUCAUAUAUAUUCCAGAAGGAAGGCAUUUUUUGGGUGAACAAUUCCCAGAGAAAGUGAACAAGCUCAUCAUUGAGUUCUUGGACAAACAAAGUAUCUGAUUGUGAUUGUGGGUGGAGGCUAAGAGUCUCAUGCUAAUGGUUGUGUGACAAAUGAUUCUCUUGUGCUAGUGUGAUUUCUAUUCUGUGCAUUGUACCUCUGAUUUCAUUAAGUAAUUUGAUUUGAGCAAGAACUAUGCAUGAUUUUAUUCUACAAUGAAAAUAUUUUUAAUUUUGGAAA
This is a messenger RNA of Lathyrus oleraceus (garden pea), 1288 nucleotides long. RefSeq lists its product as uncharacterized. The coding region runs from base 169 to 1110 and encodes 313 amino acids. Lineage: Eukaryota; Viridiplantae; Streptophyta; Magnoliopsida; Fabales; Fabaceae. The transcript has 5 exons. Gene Ontology annotation, molecular function: catalytic activity. The record is from RefSeq and is a predicted model, not a curated record.